Messenger RNA from Opisthocomus hoazin, 4620 nucleotides. The record is from RefSeq and is a predicted model, not a curated record. Lineage: Eukaryota; Metazoa; Chordata; Aves; Opisthocomiformes; Opisthocomidae.
GAAAAACGCAGAGAGCUGAAGUUUGAUGGUCGCCUAGAAAAGGAGCUUUCUGAAACCUAUGCAUUUCUGAUGGUUGAUCGACCUCAGAUCCAAAGCAUCUGUGAAAAGGGACUGCAGGUGGGCCACUCCAAAAUAACAAUUCUCGGCAGCCCUUCCAUGGGUGUAUAUAUCUCCAGGUAUGCCGAUUUAUUGCAGCCUAAUCCUCUAGAAGAUGGAGCAACUGGAGAUGUGAUUGUUUUUAAAAUAAUAAAGGGAAAAAUGAAAAGCAUAUAUGACCACAUUGGUAUGAAAGCAAUGGAAUCAACAGUAAAGAGCGCAUUGGAUCCAACACCAAAGCAUGAGUGUCAUGUUUCAAAGAAUGCUAAUAAAGUAACCUCCUUGUUGGCUUACCGAGCCUACGAACGUACUCAGUACUAUUUUUACGAAUAUGGCUUUGAUGAGAUAAGGCGAAGACCAAGACAUGUUUGUCCGUAUGCUGUGGUUUCGUUUACUUAUAAAGAUGAAAUGCUGCAAGUACCAAAAUUCUUGCCCCCAUCAAGAUCAAACAGCUUCAACACAGAUAGAAAUACAGAUAAAUCUAACUAUACAUUAUGGAGGGGACAGCUUUGGAAUAAAGGCAAACUUCUGUGCCACGUUUCCUUGAAAUCAGCAGCACGUCCUUUCCUUCCAUGCAAGCUUCCUGAGAAGCUUGAGAUUGAAAAAGUUGUGAGCAUUGAUCAACUGAAGAAAAAAAUUUCACCAGCGUUGUUCUAUAAAGAAACUUACCUAGGAGCAAGAGAAGUGUUGAAGAACGGCAUGUACUGUAGCCUUUAUGAAGUUGUGGAGAAGUCCCGUUCUGGUAGUCACUUGGAGGGUUUACUUCAGAAACUAGAGAAAGAGAAACUUGUUCUUGUGAAACCACUUCUGGACAGAGGAUUUCUUUUUCUUCUUUCUCCUUGGCAAAUGAUGUCCCCUUACGACCACCAAACAGGACGGCCCCGCAUGCUACAUGCAUUGUUUCUGUUUCCAGAACCUAGAGGUGUAAUGAGCUCAACACAAAAAAGUGUUCCAUUUGGAACACAGAAAAGUUCAACUACCAUGGUGUUGCACGAAAAUCGGGAAAUCAUUCCAGAAUUCACAAAGUUUAUUCAGUCUCUACAUUUUGCUUUAAUCCAGUCUCGUAAAGACACUACUGCAGAUUUCAAUGCUGUUGUGGAAAAGUAUAUAAAUGAGUAUUUGAAAAGAUGCUGUAGUGGCUCUGGAAAAUAUAGAGAAUUUGUUUUAUAUCGGUAUGAAUCACGGUUGGAUGACAAAAAAUUUCUUUAUCCUGCUCCAAAAAAUAAAUCUCAUGUUGACAGCUCCUUGCAAAACUAUAUUUUUGGUUGUGAGGCAUAUCAACUACCUGUUUCUAGAGCUAAGGAACUGAUGGAGGGAAAUCGGAAACUUCAACAGUUCAGUCCCAUCUCAGAUUAUGAAGCCACAGAAGACGACUCUGAUUUUGCCAAUGCAAAAUGUGGGAAAAGAAUCCGUGCAAAAUAUGAAGCCACUGCUGCCAAGCGAAAACUGCCUCAUUCUGGAGAUUAUGAUACCGAAAGACUCAAAGAACUUAUUAACUUAAUCCAGUGUAGAAAAAAAAAUGUAGGUGGAGAUUCUGAUUCUGAAGACCUUAGAAAUAAAAGUGGUCUGAAAAGGAAGCUGGAAAAACAGUCUGAAAAUUUGCGGAAAUACUUAAAAAUAAGUGAAUCUUCAGAGAAUAGUUUUCAGUAUGAAGGGGGCAGAACCUCGGAUUCGCCACACUCUGUUUUCUCAGUUAAUACUGGUCUUGGACAUGAUACUGACUUGAGGCAGCAAGAUGUAUCCGACCCUGCUGUAUCUGACACACAUGGCCUCAUUAAACUGCUUUUAGAAACGCUAGCUAGUGCAGGACGCUUGGAUUCGUCGUUGGCACGGUCUGUAAAUCAAGCUUUAGGAUUAAGCACUGAUGAAAUUGAAGAGGAUAUGAGACAAAACUAUGAAUAUGAAUCCAUUCCAGCGCAGGACAAAGAUGAUCAUGAGCUUCCUAAUACUGCUCAGGCUGAAAAUGUUAACUUUAAGGACCCACAGAGCCCAGUGAUACUGGAAACUGAUGCAGUAUGCUUACCCUACCCUGUUGAUGUUGAUCUACAGCUUUCGGCUAACGAAGUAGGCCUUGAACACACGCUACGUUUAAAAGAAGCAAGCACUGGAAAUGUAACUUGUUUUGAAGACUACAGUCCAUGUCCUAGUACGCCUAUAGAACAUGUUUAUCGCAGGCAACAUUCCAACUCAAAUAACAUAGGAGAAGUUGGAAUGCACUGGAAACUUAUUCCAAUUACAGGAGGGGCAGGAGGAGUUCAAGAGGAUCAGCUUGAAAAAUGUGAAUGUAAGCAAACAGGUCUGAAAUCACCAGAAGAACCACUGGUGUAUUUACCGCCAAAGGAUGCCUUUCCUAAUGACCCCCGGGUAAUAAGUAGACAGAGAAGUUCUGAUUAUCAGUUUCCAUACUCUCCAUUUGCAGACACACAAAAGGGGACAGCAGAAGAUGGACUUUAUACAAGACAAGUGGAGAAACUUGAAGAUCAGUGUGGGCUAGCAGAUCACCCUUUUACAACUAAGCAUUCCAUUAGUGCAAUAAUAGAGACUACACUAUUAGAAGAAUAUAAUCUCUUUGCAAGAAAGAUUCAGGAAAUUUUGCAGCAAAAGAAUAUUGCUUAUGUUAGUGGUGUGUCCACACCAGUCUUCUCUGCCCGAGAGAGAAUAAUGAGACUUUCUGAGUACAUCUGUUUACAGGCAUCAGAGAUUUCUGUCCAAGAAUAUAUAGAGACACUGAGUGAGAAGUUGAAUAGUGUUAUUUUGUCCUCUUCGUGCACUAGGGGUACUCCACCAACUUAUUGUAGUCCUGAAUCAGCAGAAGUGGUUAGUAACGCUGCACUGAAUCCUCCACCCGACACAUUGCCUGUUUGCAGGGACUCUGACACGGUGUUGUUACCAGAGCCAUUGUGUAAUAACGUGGUGGAAGAGCUGGAUUCUAACGAGCAGCGUUCGUCAAGCUUACCCUUAGUGAAGGAGGAAAUGGAUCAUGUGAAUGCUAAAACGGAGGAUACGUUGACAUCUGGUCAGACCUCUUCCAGUGGUGAUCUGAUGGAGCCACCAGAAAAGAUACAGAAAUCCCCAGAGAACUUAAACAUUUCAACCCAGCCAGCCCUUUCUGAUUUUAUAAGUCAGUUAAAACCGGAAGUAUUUAACAGUUUGGUCAAAAUUAUUAAAGAUGUACAGAAAAACACUGUGAAAUUUUAUAUUCAUGAAGAGGAGGAAAGCAUUCUCUGCAAAGAAAUCAAGGAAUAUCUUACGAAGUUAGGUAACACAGAGUGCCAUCCGGAACAGUUCCUUAAAAGAAGAGCUGCUUUAGAUAAACUGUUGAUAAUUAUCCAAAAUGAAGACAUUGCCAACCUCAUCCAUAAGAUACCUGGCUUAGUAACUUUGAAGAGGCUUUCUUGUGUCAGCUUUGCGGGUGUCGAUAGUUUGGAUGAUGUGAAAAAUCACACUUACAAUGAAUUGUUUGUGUCUGGCGGUUUUGUUGUGUCGGAUGAAUCUGUCCUUAAUCCAGAGUCCCUCACUACAGAUAAACUAAAACAGUUCUUAAAGUUUUUGGAGGACCUCAGUACCCCAGAUGGGAAAUGGCAGUGGAAAGUCCACUGCAAAAUACAAAAAAAACUUAAAGAGCUGGGGAGAAUGAAUGCUAAUGCCCUGAGCCUGCUGACCCUUCUGAAUACCUAUCAAAAGAAGCACUUGGUUGAGAUUCUGUCUUACCAUAACUGUGAUUCUCAAACUCGAAACGCUCCCGAAUUAGACUGUCUUAUCAGGCUUCAGGCUCAAAACAUACAACAGCGACACGUUGUCUUCUUAACAGAAAAGAAUCUCAGAACACUUUCAAAUUACGUUGAUAAUGGAAUAGUGGUUGCUACUGUUGAUGACUUUAUGCAAAAUUUUAAAAGUCUCGUUGGGUAUCACAACUCGGUUACUGAAGAAAACAGCCUUCCUCACUCUGAUCCGCACAAAAGACAAUCAGUUCUUGUAGAAAACGAUGAAAAGGAUGAGGAGGACAUGUCUCUGGAUUCAGGGGAUGAAACAUCACAAAUAGAAAUCUACAAUGACGCCUCUGAAACUCAUGUGGAAGCUUUGCAGACAGAGGCCAAGGGCUCACAUGGAGUAGGUGCAAAAGCAAGCUGCUUAUCAGUUAUGGAGUUAUCUCCUAAAGCACAAAUUGGCGUUAUGGAAAAGACUUCUAAAAUUGACUUGGAAGAGAUACAACCAAUUACUCUAGUUUCUACAACAUGCUCUGCUGAGGGAGAAAACCACAAGUCAGUUGAACAAGCUCCUUUCAAUAACUUCCAGGUUUACAGCAGACAACUGAACAUGUCCUAUCAGUUCAGUCACUUCAACGUGCUCACGCAUCAGACUUUUCUGGGAACAACAUACCCCAUUUCCUCUGCAAGUCAAAACCAAGAAGGGGGCAGUUAUUUUCUCUCUGCUUACAGUCAGAGCACGGAUACAGAAAAGUCAUCGCCUGGUGGUUGGGAUAUAAAUUGUGGUUCUUCCAGGCCAUACUCAAACCAGAAAUAA